Molecule: messenger RNA, 2870 nt
Organism: Coregonus clupeaformis (lake whitefish)
Lineage: Eukaryota; Metazoa; Chordata; Actinopteri; Salmoniformes; Salmonidae
Product: macoilin-2
Exons: 11
Coding region: 190-2205 (671 amino acids)
Biological process (GO): neuronal signal transduction
Cellular component (GO): rough endoplasmic reticulum membrane
Source: RefSeq, a predicted model, not a curated record
UAGCGUGAGCCUGCGCUGAGAGAAAAGAGGAGGUUCUUGAAAAUAGUUUGAUUUAUUGAUGUUUCCAGUAGAAAAAUAAUUACAGCGAUAUAUUUCACAGGAACUUAAUUUAUUGCCUUUGUCUUCCCACACAAGAAAACGGGAUAAGAUUACCGUAGGAAUUCAAAAGCCAAAGCGAAGGAGGGGAGGAUGAAGCGGCGCAAUGCGGACUGCAGCAAACUCCGACGGCCGUUAAAACGGAACCGAAUCACCGAGGGAAUAUACGGCAGUACCUUCCUGUACCUGAAGUUCCUUGUGGUGUGGGCACUGGUGCUGCUGGCAGACUUUGUGCUCGAGUUCAGAUUUGAGUACCUGUGGCCUUUCUGGCUCUUCAUCAGAAGUGUGUACGACUCCUUCAGAUACCAGGGGCUGGCAUUCUCAGUGUUCUUUGUGUGUGUGGCGUUCACCUCUGACAUCAUAUGCCUGCUCUUCAUCCCAGUACAAUGGCUGUUCUUCGCUGCCAGUACCUAUGUGUGGGUGCAGUACGUGUGGCACACAGAGAGAGGGGUCUGUCUCCCCACAGUGUCUCUUUGGAUACUCUUUGUGUACAUAGAGGCAGCCAUCAGAUUCAAAGACCUGAAGAACUUCCAUGUCGACUUGUGUCGCCCAUUCGCUGCACAUUGCAUUGGCUACCCAAUGGUGACGCUGGGCUUUGGAUUCAAGAGCUACGUCAGCUAUAAGAUGCGCUUAAGAAGGCAGAAAGAGGUGCAGAAGGAGAAUGAGUUCUACAUGCAGCUCCUGCAGCAGGCCCUGCCCCCAGAGCAACAGAUGCUCCAGAGACAGGAAAGGGAGGCAGAGGAAGCUGCAGUAGCUAAAGGGAUAUCUGUGAUGGACUCCACCCCAGUCUCACAGAAUGGCGCCCCUGCCAGUAAAAAGACGGCAGCUUCGCUCCUGGAGCUGGAGUACAGAGAGAAAGGGAAAGAGGGCCGCGAGGCCAAAAAGCAACACAACAGCAUCCUGCCGUCAUCGGUAGACUCUAAACUCCAGGAGAUGGAGUACAUGGAGAACCAUAUGAACAAUAAUAGACUUACCACAGAGCUGGUGGGCAGUACAGAGAACCUGAUGCUAAAGGAGGAGAACUCUUCCUCCUGCUCAUCGUCCUCGAAAAACUACAAGAACUCCAGCGGAAACGCGGCCGUCAACUCCUUGCCCUGCGGACACUGCGUCACCAACGGCAGCGUCCCAUCAUCAGCCCCUUCCUCCUUUUCAUGGGGGAAGAAGCAGAAGUGUGCAGCGGGGAAGGGUCCAGCAGUAGGCUCCCACAGGGACCCAACAGACAACUGCAUCCCCAACAAUCAGUUAAGCAAGCCUGAGGCACUCGUACGGCUGGAGCAGGAUGUGAAGAAGCUGAAGGCAGACCUGCAGGCCAGCAGACAGGUGGAGCAGGACCUGCGCAGUCAGAUCGGCUCCCUGGGCAGCGCUGAGCGCUCCAUCCGCUCUGAACUGGGCCAGCUGCGCCAGGAGAACGAGCUGCUGCAGAACAAGCUCCAUAACGCAGUCCAGGCCAAGCAGAAGGACAAGCAGGCCGUGGGCCAGCUGGAAAAGAGGCUGAAGGUCGAGCAGGAGGCCCGCGCCAACGCAGAGAAACAGCUUGCAGAUGAGAAGAAACGUAAGAAACUGGAGGAGGCCACCGCAGCCAGAGCCGUCGCACUAGCAACAGCAUCCAGGGGGGAGUGCACAGAUACACUGAGGAGGCGGAUCACGGAGCUGGAGACAGAGUGUAAGAAACUGACCAUGGACAUCAAGCUCAAAGAAGAUCAGAUCAGAGAGCUGGAGAUGAACGUGCAGGAGCUCCAGAAGUACAAGGAGAAUGAGAAGGACACAGAAGUGCUGAUGUCAGCGCUGUCGGCCAUGCAGGAAAAGACCCAGCACCUGGAGAACAGCCUGUCUGCAGAGACCCGCAUCAAACUGGACCUGUUCUCAGCACUGGGGGAUGCCAAGAGACAGCUGGAGAUUGCACAAGGUCAGAACCUGCAGAAGGACCAGGAGAUCAAGGACCUGAAGCAGAAAAUAGCUGAGGUGAUGGCGGUCAUGCCCAGCAUCUCCUACACAGCUGACAGCAGCAACAUGACUCCCGUAGCCCCCCACUACUCCUCCAAGUUCAUGGACACAAGUCCCUCCGUCCUGGACCCAAAUGCCUCCAUCUACCAGCCACUCAAAAAGUGAAUGCUCCCUCCAAACCUCCAUUCUCUUUUUUUUCUCUUUCUUUUUUUCUUAAGCCGACCUCCAGAUCUGCUUGGAAGGUCUGCGACUGAACUGUUUUUGUUAAAUUUUCUCGCCAGAUCAGAAGGAUGUUGUAUUGUGUGACUAUUUGUUGUAGUUAAAACAAAAGACUAAAAAAAGAACUAAGGGACAUCACAUGUCGACUAGGAAUUCCCAGUUAUUUUUCUUCUUGUGAAUGUCUUGUGAAAACGUAGAGAAUUGGGCUUAUCUAGGGCGUUUCAGUUUCCCCUUCUACUCUACCAGUUACUUGGUCUCUGGGCUUGGUUUUAUUUAGUUAAAUCUGGGAUGUGGAUCUCUGCUAGCAGGAGUGCUCACCCUUAUUUCCACAUUAGACAUUCUGAUCGCUGAGUGCAGAUACCCAGUAAACUCUAGCCCUGUUUUGUCAAUGGUAUUUUUCAGUUGUGAAUAUCAGACCAAAUUGAACCUUCCAGUGGCUGUUCUUGGGUUUUGUGGUAUUGGUUCUAUUAUGUUUGAAAGUGGAUUGUGUGGUCUCCUAUUUCACUUGUUGAUCUUGCCACAAAAAGUUGAAAACAUCACUGAGUUGAGAACAGAGCUGUACCAAGAUGUUAUUUGUUUGAAUAACAAGGGAUAAAUCAACAUAAACCAUC